Molecule: messenger RNA, 1274 nt
Organism: Baudoinia panamericana UAMH 10762
Lineage: Eukaryota; Fungi; Ascomycota; Dothideomycetes; Mycosphaerellales; Teratosphaeriaceae
Exons: 3
Coding region: 213-1241 (342 amino acids)
Molecular function (GO): oxidoreductase activity
Source: RefSeq, a predicted model, not a curated record
CUUGCAGCCGGAUAAUGUCUUGACGGGCCUAAACAUAGGUUUUAGAAGCGAGACUGGAGUGAACAUUCUACCCUUUCAGAUAGGCAGACGGCCAGCAACUGCUCGCUGUAGUACACAUCUGGUAUCCGCACGCUGUAUUGCCCCCUUUCUCGGAACACAGACGAGGACUACAUGUAGUACGCUGCGCCCGGAUAAGAUCCUCACGAACCACCAUGGAGAGCUCAACGCCGACCACGAUGCGAGCUUGGCAGUAUACAGAUAUCUAUGCCACAGACGGCCUUGAGAAGCAUCUCAACCUGAACACAGUAUCCCUACCAGAGCCGAAGCCUAACCAGCACCUCGUGAAGGUGCUAUAUGUGUGUCUCAACCCAGUAGAUUACAAAGCGGCGGAAGUCCCAUUCAUGUCGCGGUUCUUCAUCCCGAAACCAGCAACACCGGGUCUGGAUUGGGCCGGGCGUAUUGUGAAGCCAGCUGCAGGCUCUACAUUUAAGGCUGGCGACCUGGUCUUUGGCGUUUCCGCCACAAGCCCCUUCGUUGGGGGCAUGCUCCGGGAGUAUGCAACCGCCGAACUCAAUGGCACAGUAGCUGCACCGGAGGGAGUCAGUGCCAGAGACCUAGCGACGUUGGGCGUGGCUAGCAUAACAUCAAGCCAGUCAAUCCUUCCCUACGUCAAGUCCGGGGAUCGUAUCUUCAUCAACGGCGGCUCCGGGGGCGUGGGCACGUUAGGAAUUCAGCUCGCCAAGCAGGCCGGUUGCCAUGUGACGACCACUUGCUCUACGCCCAAUGUUGAGCUGUGCAAGAGUCUUGGGGCGGACGUUGUGAUUGAUUACACGACACAGGAUGUCCUAGAGCAGCUCAAAGCCGGAGGGCAGCAGUACUCGCAUAUUGUUGAUAACGUCCGCUCGGACUGGAAUCUGUAUUGGAGGUCUGCUGAAUACACCAAGCCUGGUGCGAAGUUUGUUUUUAUUGGCGACACACCCACUCCAAGCUUAAUUUGGAACGUGGCCAUGGCGAACCUUCUUCCCGGAUUUCUAGGCGGAGCUGGCCGAACGUUCGUGAUGGUCUUCGCACAAGUGGCGAACGCCGAUCUGGAAAGGGUGGCGAUGUCAGUAAGGGCUGGCACCAUACAGCCUGUAAUAGAUUCCGAGUUCGCGUUCGAAGAAAUUGAGAAAGCCAUAAAAAGGCAAAAGACCGGCAGGGCGAGGGGCAAGAUCCUCAUCAAUGUUGCGACAGAAACGUGAACGAAGAGGCUCGGUCAGAUCGACAGUGGAGGA